GAAUUUUUUUUAUGAUACUACUGCUGAUAGUGCUAAUUGCUUAAAUGCUCAUGUGCUGGCAUACUUCGUUUGGCCGUGCAUACAUUAGUUAUCUAUUUCUCUACACAUGCACAUAUGUAUUAUACAUAGGUAUACAUUGCAGUUAAGUUGACAAGCAAAUGGGAGUCAUGUUCCUGCAGUCAAAACCUGCAUGAAGCUUUUCGUGUGACUUCUCCAGCUGGUAUUGCUGUUUAGUUUAACUAUUGUUUUGUUCUUUGUUACUGUGUUUGUUAGCGUUCCCCGAGGAUUUGGGAAAAAUGACAGUGUAAAGUGUAACUUCUGACCGGCUAAUUCAAUGUUCGUCUUUUUAUCUUAUCAAACGAUUUCUUAACAACGUACGUAAUAUUUCCUUACGAACACGCGUUAAUCUCCGUAGCAAAAUUUACUGCUAAACAAGUGCCCCUCGUUUAUAUCAGUAAAUGCACCAAGACGUGAAAGAUGAUGCCCUUAAAGGACAACCAGGAUGUCGCGUGUUUCCUUGUCACCAAACACUCGUGGAAGGGCAAGUACAAACGUAUUUUUUCCAUUGGAUCCAUGGGCAUAACAACGUACAACCCAACUACUCUAGAAGUUACAAAUAAAUGGGAAUACACUGACGUCAUAAGCAUUCAGCCUACAAACAAAAAUCAAGUUGGAUCUCACGAGUUCAGCAUUACCAUGCGUAAAGAAAGAAAAAUUGAAACCAUGAAAUUCAGUUCUGAGUACAGAUCUCAUUUACUUACGGAAGCUCUGAGGUAUAGAAGUCAAUUUGCCGAGAAGCCAAAGGACGUAUUGAGGUUUCAAGCUUACAAGCACCACUGGUCUGACACAAGAUUACCUGUAGUGCUAGAAAUCACUCCCUACAGUCUUGAUCAGUUGGAUCCAGCAACAAAUAUGGUACUAGCUAGCUAUUGUUACAUGGAUUUUGAAGGGCUUGUGACUGUUAAGGACUACACAAAUGGAUUUGUCGUAGUUUGCGGUGGUUUUGGCCGAUUACAUUUGUUUGCUUCUCAGUACAUUGAAGAAAUCAAGAAAAAAUUGGUUGAAUCCGCAAUGAACCAUUUGGGUAUUAUAAUUAGAGUACCCAAAGAAUCUAUAAAACUGGAUGACUUUUUUGCUCAAAGGUUUGGCAAAUUCAGCGGAGACGAGCAUAUAACCAGCGUUUCCGAAUUUACUGUACAGAAAAAUUCUUCGAGACAUUCAGAGGCCCAACGCAGAACUCUCUGUCUUUCCGACACUUGUUUGUUAGAAAGAGAUCCGCAGACUUAUAACAUUUGCACGUUAAGGCCGCUAUCUGAUAUUUUUGCUUUGGUUCGUGACAAUCAGAAUCCUCAGUUAUUCACAGUCCAAUAUAUCAAUGGCCAAAGGCGCAGUUACAUGGCAACUGAUCGAGAUUCGCUGUUGGCUUCUCUGUUGGACGGCGUCCGAGCCUCGGGUAACAGAGAUGUACACAUCAAGAUGCAUCCAAUAAAUCGUGGCAAAAGAUUGGGAUCUUUAAGCUUGCCAGUUGAAGAAGAAGUUGAAAUAUUGCACGUGAAAUUCCUCCAACAACCUCCCAAUGGACGCACGUUUGUAGAAAUCUUGGAAAGAUUCAAUGCAAAUAUUCCUUACAGUGGCCUUUUGUAUUCCGUCACGCAAGACGGACUUUUUACGGAGAACAAGGAUAAAAUAAUUCUCGGAGCUUUAAAUGCCGUAGUGAACAAAGAUCUGGAUACGGACUUUGAGAUCGAGGCGCAGUUCCACGCCCUUCGAAGAUUAGUGGCCAGUAAAGUCGGCUUCACAGCUUUUACAAAUUUAGCUGGUUUUCGCGAAGCCAUCGGAAUCAAAGUAGUUAAGGCAUUGAAACGACAGAAUUGCGGUGUGACUCAAGUCGCGAUCGACUGCAUAUGUGCUCUCAUGCAACCAAUGCACGACGACUGUGACUUGAGACAGGAGCAAUUGAACAAAAGCAGCCUACUGAGUAGCACCAAAUUCUUGGAAAGUUUGCUCGAAAUGUGGAUCAAUCACGUGAAUCACGGGACCGGAGCUCUCGUUGUCUCGGCUAUGCUGGAUCUCUUGACCUUUGCCCUAUGUGUUCCAUACAGCGAAACGACGGAUGGCAAGCAUUUUGACAACUUGCUGGAAAUGGUGGCCGCGAGGGGCAGGUUGCUCUUUAAAUUAUUCCAGCAUCCAUCGCUAGCUAUUGUUAAGGGUGCCGGCCUGAUCAUGCGGGCCAUCAUCGAAGAGGGUGCCCAAGAGGUUUCAGCCAAAAUGCAGGAGCUGGCUCUUGCUGAAGGUGCGCUGCCCAGGCAUCUUCUAAAUAGCUUGUUUACCGCUGGCACCGAUGGCAGGUUUCUCACCCACCGGCAGCUGUGUCGGCAUCUCGUCGGGCUCUGGGUUACGGCUCACCCAACGGCUAUGGCCCUUUUAAAAAGGAUUAUGCCGAUUGGAUUGUUAAAUUAUUUGGAUUCGGAAGAAAAAGUACCAGAAUCGUACGUAGAAGAGGAGAGGCUAGACUACCGGGACAAUUUGAAAAUAGCAAUAGACCACGCUGCGAGGAACAGAAAAAGUUCUCAGUGGAUAGCAAUAGAAAAACAAAUGAGAGUGGUGGAAAAGCACUUGGAAAACGCCUUGGAGCACUGGGGAGCGAAAGUCGGUAUCGAGAGGAGGGAAAAAAUCAAGGAGAGGCCGAUAGUUCUGAGAAAACGCAGGGAAAGAGUAAAGUCGGAAGCGAAUUGGAAGUUGUUUUAUUACAAAUUCAGUCAAGACCACGAGCUGCCUAAUUUGAUAUGGAAUCACAAGACACGCGAAGAACUGCGCACGGCCCUCGAAAACGAAAUACGAGCGUUCUCGUCCGACAAAGAUUUGUCUGGUGGAACUCUGAUAGCGUGGAACCACCGCGAGUUUGAGGUACAAUACCAGUGCUUGGCGGACGAAGUCAAAAUAGGCGAUUAUUAUCUAAGAUUGCUUCUAGAGAAGGACUCGCCUGAUAAUCCUAUAAGAAAAUCGUACGAAUUUUUUAAUGAUUUAUAUCAUCGUUUUUUAUUGACAACUAAAAUAGAUAUGAAGUGCCUUUGUUUACAAGCCAUGAGCAUUGUUUACGGAAGAUAUUACGAGGACAUUGGUCCGUUCUCUGACACAAAGUACAUAAUAGGUAUGCUGGAGCGUUGCAUCGAUAGGACGGAGCGCGACCGAUUGGUCAUGUUUAUAGAAAAGCUAAUACUGCACCGCAGAAACGUCAAAGACAUAAUGGACCAAAAUGGGGUGCGCAUAAUCGUAGACCUGUUGACCCUGGCGCAUCUGCACACGUCGCGAGCGGUCGUGCCGACCCAGACUAACGUCAUAGAGGCAGGGCCCAGUCAGGGCCUUGUCCUCGAGAAGGAGUGGUACUACAGCGAGGCCGACAAGCGCAAGGGCCCCAUCAGCGUCAAGGAGCUAGGUGAGCUCUACACUGCUGGCCAGAUAACACACAAGACGAAAGUUUGGUCCCAGGGCCUGGACAGCUGGCGGCUGCUGUCCCAGGUACCUCAGCUCAAGUGGAGCCUCGUCGCCAAGGGCAGCGCCGUCAUGAACGAGAGCGAGCUCGCCACCCUCAUCCUCAACAUACUCAUAAAAAUGUGCGAGUACUUUCCAAGUCGAGACGCCGACAACGCGAUAGUUCGACCGUUGCCUCGGGUCAAACGAUUGCUCUCGGACUUGCAAUGUCUGCCACACACCGUCCAGCUGCUGCUUACUUUCGACCCAGUCCUUGUCGAGCGGGUGGCCAUUCUGCUCUCCGAAACCAUGCGCGACAAUCCCGAGAUAUCGAAAAUCUAUUUGACCGGCGUCUUUUACUUCAUUUUAAUGUAUACGGGCUCUAAUGUACUGCCAGUAGCGAGGUUCCUUCAGCUGACUCACGCUAAACAAGCCUUCAGAGGCGAGGAGAACACGUCUUCGGAUAUUAUGCAGAGGAGCAUUCUCGGACAACUUUUGCCAGAUGCAAUGAUCAGUUAUUUAGAAAAUCAUGGAGCUGAAAAAUUUGCCCAAAUAUUCCUCGGCGACUUUGACACGCCCGAAGCAAUAUGGAACGCCGAGAUGCGAAGGAUGCUAAUUGAAAAAAUUGCCGCCCACAUAGCCGACUUCUCGCCAAAACUAAGGAGUCAUACCAUGUCUCGGUAUCAGUACAUACCUAUUCCUGCUGUCCGCUACCCACAACUGGAAAAAGAAUUGUUUUGUCAAAUAUUUUAUCUACGGCAUCUCUGCGAUACCGUCAAAUUCCCAGACUGGCCCAUCGCGGAACCUGUAAAAUUACUAAAAGAUGUGUUGGAUGCGUGGAAAAAAGAAGUAGAGAAAAAACCACCAAUCAUGACUGUUGACGAAGCGUACAAAGUAUUAGGAUUGCGAAGCGGUCAGCACCACGACGAAGCUAUAGUUAGAAAAUCCUAUUACAAAUUGGCGCAGAUGUAUCAUCCUGAUAAGAAUCCGCAAGGAAGGGAUAAGUUUGAGGGUGUCAAUCAAGCAUACGAAUUUCUCUGCAGUAGAAACUGCUGGUCGACUGACGGGCCGAAUCCAGAUAACAUCGUUCUGAUCCUAAAAACUCAAAGCAUACUGUUUCACAGGUACAAGGAAGAGCUUAGCCCGUACAAAUAUGCUGGCUACCCGCAGCUGAUUAAAACGAUAAAGCUGGAAACGGACGACGAGCGUCUAUUUUCAAAGGAUGCACCGCUUCUUGCCGCCGCGAGCGAGUUAGCUUAUCACACGGUUCAUUGCUCUGCUCUGAACGCCGAAGAGCUAAGGCGAGAGGGUGGCUUGGAAAUAUUGUUGGAAGCUUAUUCGAGAUGCGUCUCUGUUUUGAGUAAAUCCAGUAAGCCCAACGACGUGGCCGUACAAGUUUGCAUGCACAUAACCAGAUGCUUCGCGGUCGCUGGUGCGUUCAGGGGCUGCCGUGAUAGAAUAGUCGAGCUUCCUCAGCUAAUCAAGGACUUGUGCAGAGUCCUACACUUCAGGCACCUGACAAAAUUGUGUUCCGUGGCGACGGAAUGCAUCUCGUCGCUUGCCACAGACAGCGUACUUCAAAUGCAACUCUUGCAAUCUGGAGCUUUGUGGUACUUGUUGCUCUUCAUGUUCAAUUACGACUACACUCUGGAGGAGGGUGGAGUUGAAAGGAAUCAGGACGAAAAUCGGCAGGAAAUCGCCAACAAUCUCGCCAAACUGGCGAUCAGAGCUUGCGCCAAGAUGGGCGGCUACAUGAAGGCCGAGCACGAGACGCCCUACAAUCCAGUUACGGUAGCAGCUUUAGAGAGCCUCCUGACGCCUUAUUUGACCAGACAGCUCGGUAACGAUAAGCCAGAAGAGAUACUCAAGACACUAAAUUCCAAUUGCUACAAUCCCUAUUUAAUAUGGGAUAACGGAACCAGAGCCGAGCUGGCCGAAUAUCUUGAGAACAAACUCAGAGAGAAGCUGAGCGGCAAUAACAACUUUGAACACGACUUUUCGCACUUCACCUACAGCGCGCACAAAGAAGAACUCGUCAUUGGCGAAAUAUUUGUCAAAAUUUACAAUGAACAAUCGAACUUCCCGAUCGAGAAUCCCAAAGGCUUUACGAUUGAUUUACUAGACUACUUGACGAAAAUCUUGGAUUUCAGUAUAAUGCCUGGUAAAAACGUUGCUUUAGUCAAGAAAGACCAAGAAAACUUGAAAAACAUCACCAUGUCGCUGGAAGCACUGAAAAAUAUCAUAAAAAAUAAUCCAGGUGUAGAAAUACAGUGCAUUGGGCACUUUAAAUUACUUUUCAACUUAUUAAAUUACAGUGACUUCAAAGUUAUUCAAAACGCUGCGCUCUUGGUUAUCAGCAACGUGACAAAGAAUCAAGAAUGUGUGAACGAUAUAGCAGCCAAUGAAGUUAUUUUAAAUUUGUUGUUAUCCCUGAAUAGUCUGAAGGAUUCUCAACUCUUAGUCGUGGAAACUCUCUACGCACUCAUGAGCACGACGAAAAUUGUUAAGGAAGCGCUAAAUAAAGGAGCUGUUGUGUACAUUUUGGACUUGUUUUGUAAUUCGACGAAUUCUCAAAUUCGCGAAGCUGCUGCCGAGUUGUUAGCUAAAAUGUCUUCUGAUAAACUGGCCGGCCCUAAGGUCAAACUUGAUUUGUCAAAGUUCUUGCCUCGAUUGUUUAGCGAAGCUAUUCGCGAUGCCCCAAAACAAUGUGUUCAAAUGUUUGAAAGUAGACAAGAAAAUCCCGAAUUGAUAUGGGAUGAUGAUACAAAAAUCAGAGUAUCAAGAAUCGUUGCUGAACUGAAAGAUGAAUAUUACAAUCUCCAGUGUAGAAAUCCUAAUGCUGCAUUGAGACUUCCUGAUACGAAAAAUAAUGUUGAUAAUAUAACUAAUGAACCAGUGGUGGGAGGAGUUUAUCUAAGAUUAUUUAUAUCUAGUCCAGCAUGGGCUUUGAGGAAACCAAAGGAAUUUUUGAGCGAAUUAAUGGAUACCAUUUUAACCUUGAUGUCCAAGGAAAAGACUGACUUGGACAUGUUAGAAUUAUGCACGCAAUCUCUUGUGUGCCUACUGCAAGCACAGCCAGCUUUGACGGAUCAAGUACCCUCUUUGGGUCACAUUCCAAGAUUGUGUCGACAAAUGGCCAUGCAAAAUAAUCAACCAUUGGUCUAUAAAGCUGCUAUUCUUAUACUUCAUCAACUUGCCACCAGUGAAAUUUGUAUAUCUUCGAUUUGCCAAACGGAAUGUAUCAGUCCGUUAAAACAUGCCAUGCAAUCGAGGAAAGAUAUGAUAGCAAUAGCGUGUGAAACAUUAAACAGGUUAUUUUCUACAAACGAAGAUAGGCUAAUCAAGCAGGCUUUGGAAGCUGAAAUGGUCCCGUACUUGUUGAAAAUCCUCGAAGGUCGGCUGGAUAUUGUUGAAAAUCCAGCUACUACCAAAGCUCAGAUAGUCAAAGCAUUGAAGGCAAUGACAAGAAGUUUUACCCUUGGUGACAAAGUAACUGCUAUACUUGAAAAGUCUAGUAUAUGGGCUGAAUACAAAGAUCAGAAACACGAUUUGUUUAUUUCAAACGCCCCAAUGAGUGGUUUCCUCACAGCUGGAACGGCUGUGUCAGCAGGUUACUUAACAGCGGGACCAAGUGCUUCAAUUUCGACUGGACCACCACCUGUGGACAAGGAAGACAGUGUUGUAAAUAGAAAAGACAGUAUCUGAUACGGGUAGAAAUAUUAUGACGUUGGAAGUUCUCAACCAAGAACUUUUGGAGAUUUAAGAAACUUGGAUGUUUGGAUGCAUCGAAAUAACUUUAUCUGUGAUUUAUAUAACUUUUAAAGAAUGAGUAAAAAGCGAGCAUCUACACUUUUUUCCAAUUUUUAGUAUUUUAUAAAAAUGAAAGUUCGAAAGAGCUAC
Molecule: messenger RNA, 7371 nt
Organism: Copidosoma floridanum
Lineage: Eukaryota; Metazoa; Arthropoda; Insecta; Hymenoptera; Encyrtidae
Gene: Rme-8
Product: receptor mediated endocytosis 8
Biological process (GO): receptor-mediated endocytosis; endosome organization; regulation of early endosome to late endosome transport
Cellular component (GO): endosome membrane
Source: RefSeq, a predicted model, not a curated record